GUUGUUGUGUGUGGGUCGUUUGUUACAUAUAUAUACUCCAAGCUCUGUCAAGUCAAAGUCACACUUUGGGUCGUCUUAGAAAGCAGCGAAGUUAAAGUUAUCUUAACCUGAAUAUUUAUCCAAUGGUUAUGCAUGUGCAGACGGUCUUGUUGCUUUGCUCCCUUAGUGCGCUGGUGCGUGGAAGAGCAAUCGUAAGUCCAAGAAAACAAGCGGAGCUUAUGGACUACAUGACAAGAUAUGGAUACCUUCAUCAACCCGAUCUCCGAAUAGGAGCAAUGCUCAGCGGUGACGACGUCACACUUGCCGUGAAAAGCCUGCAGCACGUGCGAGGUUUCAAGGAGACUGGAAGUCUUCAAGAUCCUGACACUGUGGCUCUUGUCGACGCUAAGCGAUGUGCGGUACCGGAUUUUGGGCCAGGGGAUAGUGCCAGGAGAAAACGAAGAUAUGCAGUCCACGGAACUGUGUGGAACAAAACGGACCUGACAUACAAAAUCGUCAACUACCCACGAAAGCUUUCAACGAAAGACGUCGACGACACGAUCAAGAAAUCUCUGGAUAUGUGGUCAGCGGCGAGUCAAAUUAAGUUCGAGCGCGUCACUGACUCCAACACAGAAGCCGAUAUCUUGAUCAAGUUCGUGUCUGGUUACCAUGGAGACAGCAGGCCAGCGGACGGCCCUGGGAAAGAGUUGGCUCAUGCAUUCUUUCCGCUUGAUAACAAAGGCCUUGCCGGCGAUUUGCACUUCGAUAACGAUGAAGAUUUUGACAUAAAUGGCAGCCAUGUCAAGGUAGAUCUCAAUUGGCUUUCUCUCCAUGAACUCGGACAUAGCUUGGGACUAGACCAUUCCUGGAACCCAGACUCCGUGAUGUUUCCAUUUUAUCUUGGAUAUAUCCCCGGGCUAACACUUAAUAAAGAUGACGUGGACGGCAUUCAACAACUCUAUGGUAAACCACUCAUCGAGCUCGCUACACCAACACCGCACACAAGACCCACACCCGCCCCUGGGGUGCCCGAUAUAUGUCAGCUGCAGAAAGUGGACGCCAUGGUGAUGACUAAGGACAAGAAAACUUACGCCUUUAGUGGCGCUUUCUUCACGGAGAUCGGCGACGAAGGGGCUGGGAAAGUGAUGAAAAUUAAGGACCACUGGAAGGGACUGGAAGAUGACAUUGACGCUGCAGUAACCAGAGGGUCCGAUGGAAUGACGUACUUUUUCAAGGGCAGCAAUUUUUGGAUCUUCAGAAACAUGCGCAAAUUGAAAGGUCCCACCCACAUCAGCUAUCUGAACCUUCCCGACGACCUCAUUGGUAUGGACGCGGCCGUGGAGUGGCCUGGGAACGGGCGCACAUAUUUCUUCAAGGGAGACAGAUACUGGCGUUACGGGAGUUGGUAUCGCAAAAAAGUUGACCCUGGAUACCCUAAGAAAAUCAGCGCAGCUUGGUUGAAUGUACCUGAUGAUUUGAACGCUGCUCUGCAAUGGAAAAACGGAAAGACGUAUUUCUUGAAAGGACAGCAGUAUUACGCUCUCAGGCGUCGUGGGAGACCCCGAGUGGCUUCUGGUUACCCCAAGGAUAUUUCUACGUAUUGGAUGGGAUGCAGUCAGGAGGGACUAAAGAAGGGAAAGAUUUCCCCUGGGAAAUCGUCCUCUUUAACCAAUCUUCCGAGUUGUCUCGUGUUAUUUGGAAGCGUGUUGGCAUAUUUAAGAUUUUAUAUUUAAUUCAACUUCCUUUGCCUUUGUUUCUGAAAGUCACACCUGCUUGGUCGAGAAAGGAGAAAGCCGGACAUUUUAACUCUUCUUGUGAGAACAAGAAAUCCACAUGCCACGUGUCAAUGUUUUUUGAGAAGAAACAUAAGAACUCAUGGGACAUUCUCAUCAGAGAACAAACAGUAAAAGCACACCAAUAAAUUAUGAUAUCAAAUUGUAUAUAGCUUGUAAGAUAGAGAAACAGUUUUACCCGAGCAAAUAUUAUAAAUCUUUAAUAUUAAUUCCGCUUUAUUUUAACUACGACAAAUAACGAGAGCUCUUCUGUAGAAAUUAUUCUUGGUACUAAGGUCCUUCCGAGUUGGACAUAUGCCCAGGAAGAGCUUUUACUUCUUCGGGAAUAGCAAUUAGUGCGAAAUUAUGGCUGUAAGUUAUGUAACUACACAGAUAAAUUCUGAUGUAGCAGUAGAACUGGACAAAGAGAUGUAUAUACCGUAUUUCAGUGUGAAAAAGUAAAAGUACCCAAACCCGG
This is a messenger RNA of Orbicella faveolata, 2229 nucleotides long. RefSeq names its product matrix metalloproteinase-24-like. Gene Ontology annotation, biological process: proteolysis; collagen catabolic process; extracellular matrix organization. The record is from RefSeq and is a predicted model, not a curated record. Gene Ontology annotation, cellular component: extracellular matrix. Lineage: Eukaryota; Metazoa; Cnidaria; Anthozoa; Scleractinia; Merulinidae. Gene Ontology annotation, molecular function: metalloendopeptidase activity; zinc ion binding.